UGAAUAUUAAUAGCGCAACCUUCGCCAUAGUAGGAAUAACAAUUUCGCUUCCCGGUCGCGCACGGAUCGCCGCCGCCGCCGUGAUUGCAGCGAAACGGGGGAAGAACGAGACGAGUUGACCACACUCACUCUUUCUGACAUCAAAGUUACACCAUUUUUUCGUUUGAGUCAUGUGAGGGAGCUUGUAAUGUCAACAGAGCAGGAUAAAGAUUCAUUCUCUCUAAAACGAAACCGAGGAGGUGAAGGUAGUCUGGAUAUUUUAGGAGGUCCUGGGCUGCUACUGGGAAGCCCUGAUAAAAAGAGACGCAGGUCGAGCACACAGGCACCGUCCUUCUCUCCUCUGUCUGAAUAUGCUCCUCCACCAAACCCCAGCUCAGAUCACCUAAUAGCUUCCAACCCUUUUGAUGACAAUUUCAGCUCCCCAUCCCUGAAGCCACUGCCUCCUGCUAACCCUUAUUUCGGCCACUCACUUUACCCAGGGUUUAGUGUCUAUGGGCCGCCAAGGAUGGCCCCACAAAUGCCCAACAGGAUGCCUUCUCCGUACGGGCCUCCUUACCAGAUGCGAAACCAGCCCAUGGUUUUCAACCGGGCACCGGGAUUUAACUACGGUCAUGCCGAGAACCCGCAUUACGGGCAGCCGUUUGGUGGCGGAAACAACAACAGCAUGCACUUCAGAUCAGAGCAUGUCAAUCACAUGCCUCUUCAAAACCUCAACCAAAGCGGUAGUCCUGAAUGUGGUUUCGGUCCAGAGGGGAAUCCAGCCCGGGAUAUGAGCCCUCAGCAACAAAACAAGUCCAGCACGCCAACGCCCAAACAGGACCCGAGUGAAGCCGUGAACAAAAACGCCACGCAAAACCCCUCGCCACGGAAGCAAAAUCAAAACUGUGAAGAGAACACGCCUCAGGAGAACACGGCAGAGCUGAAGAUGAAGGGACUGGACGGCGGAGCGGAAAAACUCAACGGCGUCCUUCACUCCAAUAACGAACCAUCGAAGAAGUCGUCAGACGGCGCGGCGGAUAGAGCUCGCAGAGGCGCCGGAGCUUUGACCAAUAAUAAAGUCCUAAACAGGAGGAGCACAUCCUCCUCGUCCGAGCCCGUCUACCCGUGCGGGAUAUGCCUGAGCGAGGUGAACGAUGACCAAGAGGCCAUUCUGUGCGAGGCCUCGUGUCAGAAAUGGUUCCACAGAGUUUGCACAGGGAUGACCGAGACGGCGUACAAUCUUCUAACGGCGGAGACGUCUGCUGUUUGGGGCUGCGACGCCUGCAUGGAGGACAAAGGAGCACAGCUGCUCAAAACCCGAGAGGUGUCAGGGACGCCUUCUGUUACCGGUGAAGGACAGUCGUGAGUGAGACUGAUGGCGAGGAGUCGCUGAUGUCGAAGUCCAAAUGAAUUGUUUCUCUUCUGUUUGAACUGAGUUCCAAAGUUCUUUUGGCUUCUUUUGUUUCUACUCAAAAAUAUUUCACCCAAAAUGAAAGUUCUGUUAGAGUUUACUCACCUUCCUUUUUUAUAAAAUAAUUUUUUAAAUAUACACUACUGUACAAUUUUUUGAUCAAAAAUACAGUAAAAACAGUGAAAUAUUAUUACAAUAACUGUUUUCUAUUGUAAUAUAUUUUAAAAUGUAAUUUAUUCCAGUGAUCAAAGCUGAAUUUUCAGCAUCAUUACUCCAGUCUUCAGUGUCACAUGAUCAUUGAGAAAUCAUUGUAAUAUGCUGAUUUGCUGCUCAAGAAACAUUUAUGAUUAUUAUCAGCUCAAAAAAACAUUUAUUUGAAACAGAAUUUUUUAAAGGGGACAUAUCAUGAAAAUCUGACUUUUUUCGUGUUUAAGUGCUAUAAUCGGGUCCCCGGUGCAUCUACCAACAUAGAGAACGUGAAAAAAGUCAAUACAGUAACUUUGUUUUUGGCAAGCCUUUCUCUGCAAGCAUGUGACAAAACAAGCUGCUUAGAUUUCGCUCCCCUUGUAGGAAGGGGAUCUUAUUAUAAUAUUACCGCCCCUUAAUCUGCACGUUUCCACCCAUGGUGCUGCCGUUUUGUUUUUGCAAGUGAAAACGGUGUACCAGUUCUAAUGCCAUGGCAAAAUUUGAGCAAAGCAUGUUAACUGUUCUGUUGUUGGCUUCACAGAUGAGCACAGAACACCAUUUCGAGUCUUGUUAGCUUGGAUAGCCUGCAAGUUGACCAAGAUCGAUAGCUAAAAAAGGAGCGUUUCUGUCCGAGCAAUAUUUUGAAAACAUUCACAGCAUUUGAUAGCAAUCAUAAACAUUAGCCUGGUGUGUAUGGCUCUGUUUGGCAAACAGGUACACUAUGUAUAGUGGGCGUCCAUACGGGUUUUGCACAAAAGAUUAACAUGACGGCACAUCCUAGUCGAUGAGUUGAAUCAACUUCACAGCAACUACAUAAAUUUAUCCACUAACCAUUCAGAAACGUCCAGUUUCAUUCUAAAAGUUGUAACUUCUUCCUGAGUCUCUCCAUCAGUGUCGACUCCGGUUUGAACAAUGUAAGGCUGAACACCGUUACUGACAAUCCUCAUUUUGGCUGCGUGAGAUUCUCCAGCUUUGUUGUUGUUGAGCAACCGAAGUGUGAGCUGUUAAAGCUCCGCCCUCUUCUGGAAAGGGGGCCGGGAGCAGCAGCUCAUUUGCAUUUUUAAAGGGACACACACAAAAACGGUGUGUUUUUGCUCACACCUAAAUAGGGGCAAAUUUGACAAGCUAUAAUAAAUGAUCUGUGGGGUAUUUUGAGCUGAAACUUCACAGACACAUUCUGGGGACACCAGAGACUUGUGAAAAGGUCCCCUUUAAACAUUAUAAAUGAAUUUUAGAACAGUAGUGUAAUAGUUUUUGGGUGAAUUAUUCCUUGUGUAGAUAUCUAAUGUUUCUAAUGCCUUUAAAUCCGGAGGUCUGGCUGUGCUUACAAAAGAACCCUUCAUUUCUUUAUUUUCUGACAGUGAUCGUUCGCUGUCAGACGUCUUCCUUUGGCUCACCUUGAUUAAUGUAUGAACCAGCUGUGUCAUUGAAUAUCUGAUUUUAUUAAUGGUGAGUUUUCUUACAUCGUAACUCUUAACAGUCAGUAUUCAGGUUUCAGAGUAACUCAAAAUCACAAGCAGCAUUUUAUUUAUCCAGAAAGAUGUUCUACUGUCAAAUCUAAACUCUAGCAAUACGUGAUGCUCUAAAACUUGAUAUAAACUAAGAGCGUUUUGUAGAUGCUCAACAUGAUUGGGCCUUUCCCAUUGAAUGUAGCUGUAGAAUAUUUACUGUAGCAUAUUUUCUGAUGGAUAUCAUCACAUGUGUCUUGUUUCACUGUAGCGGCAUGUAGUUUAGUCUUAGUGAGCAAUAUUCCUGGUUGUGAUGGAUUGCAUUUUGCUUUCUUAUUACUCUUUUUCAAACAGCUUGGAUCUUUGAUUGUUUUAUGAUCAAAUGAAGUGAAAAUCUUGAAUUAACAGAGCCAGAGAACAAGUUGACAUUGAAACUUUGGAUGCACUUGAUAUUUUUGUAAGUUUUGUUAUUUGUCGCUUUCUUUACUGGGUUGAUUGACAUUUUUAUUUUUGGCCAAGACUGAGGAGGUUUGUUACUUGAAGGCCUUAUUUCCGGGCAUGAUGCAUGAAAUGGCACAAAAAUAUAUAUAUUUAUAAAGACAAAAAUACUUUUAGCUUGUUAUCUCCCAAAAUUAUCUUAAUUUAAUGACACAACGUUCAUGGUAGAAUCUCACAAAACCUGAAAAGAACAUGUGCAGGUCAUAAUUCACCCCAAAGAAAAUAGAUGAAUAAGAAAUUAUAUUUUGCUUAAAGAAAAUCAAGAUUGUAAUGCUUAAAGAUCCUGUAUGCUGUAUGAUGAGAAUUUCCAUUGAGAGUAAUGAGAAUUACAAGAAACUCUAGAAAGUAAAAUUUCUGUCUGUCUGGACAAUUGUAACGUUACAUGUUCCGUUGUUUUGCGUGUGUUACUCUUCCAUAGAGCUGGGAAACAUUGUGAAUGUAAACUUCAUGUCUUGCUCACGUUUUGCAACUAGUGCUGAUCUGACUUCAGUUGUUAAGCAAGAUAAUGUAAACAAAGCAUAGUGUAUUUCCUUACCUUCUUUAUUAAAAAAGCACUUGAACGUGUUAUCGGGGUGAAUUCAUGACAGUGUUCAUGUGUAGUGCAUUGUGCAGUAAUAAUAAUGUCUAAAAAGACAAAAUAAUGUAGAAACAAUUUUUGUAUAAUUGGCCAGAUUUGACUGUUGACCCCUGGUGCCUUAAAUGUGUUUCUGUUUUUUUAAAUAAGGUAGAUCUUGAGCUGAUGGCAUUGUGCAGUGUAUCAUUUACCCACUUAUCAAUAUGGGGUGAGAAUAUUUGUUCAACUAAUUUUAUAACAGGACAUUGAAUGUACGGAGCCAAUAAUGAACAAUAUGAAGUGAAUACAUUUGUGGCAUCCUCAAAACCAAGAUGGUACAGCACAUACAUUAUUGAAUGUAAAUCAAAGUUUUCAUGUGUGUUAUGAUAACUAAUAUUUCUCUGUGAAAAACAGCCUUGUUUAAUAGAGAAACCUUGGAAAAGCCAUUAUUCAAAUGUAUUAUUCGAACUGCGUUUAAUAAAACUGAUUUUAAAGUAA
Ctenopharyngodon idella (grass carp) is the source of this 4573-nucleotide messenger RNA. It is a transcript of the gene pygo1, whose product is annotated as pygopus family PHD finger 1. The transcript is spliced from 3 exons. Bases 188 to 1345 code for a protein of 385 amino acids. The record is from RefSeq and is a predicted model, not a curated record. Lineage: Eukaryota; Metazoa; Chordata; Actinopteri; Cypriniformes; Xenocyprididae.